CUGGCUCGUGAGGACUCUGUAGAACAUCUGCGGAGAUUGCUUGCCGAAGCCAGUGAGACGGCUGCUAAGGCCGCUGCUGUGGACGAUGACACGAGUGAACCUGGCGACGAUGAAGAUGAAGAAGAAGAACAAGAGUCUGAUGAUGACGAGGAACAGGAAGAUGAAAUGGCAAUGCACAGAAGCAGGGGCAUUCGCUCUCAUCAUAUUUCAGACACUGAAUUUCGGCCUGGUAGAACUGAUUACGGCCGACAUAGCAGUCCCGAUCCCUUCGAGCAGGCCGGCUUAGAACCUAUGUUUUGUGGUAUGGACAAAUCACUAACCAGUCUUGAGGAAAAGAAAGAUUCGAAAAGAGUUCAGAGAGAUGGUGGAAAAUUUGGAAGAGAAAGCGGCAAAGAAGGCUGGCAUUCGUCUUGUUCUCAUAAUGUCUAUCUCGGCACACAGCGUUAUCAACGACGGCCUGUUGAGCCAACGCAUCAGCUUGACACCUUUAGCAUCACAGACCAGAACGGCCUUGAGUGGGUGCCCUCCGAGAUCGGGGCAAGUGCUUGUGAAGAGGAAAAUGAAUGGAGGUAUCAAGGAGACCGUUUUGACUUCAAGCCCAAGCCAGGAGCCACGGAGGGGGAAGGGGAGCAAAAAGUGCCUUUAUGUGCCGGAAAGUACAGCCCUACUUACAAUGGUAAGGCCGAGAAGGGUGGUAUGAUUAAUGAGGUGGAGAUGUUUGAUGAGCUUGAUGGAGUGGAUGAAGAGGAUGAAGUUAUCACAUCUGAAGAUGAGGACGAAGAGCUACUGUCGUCUGGAGUGCGAAGAGAAGCGAGUAACGGCGAAGUAUCAGAGCACGAGAGAACUGUCGUGGCAACAAGAAUGCCAGCUGAACUUGCCAGGCUUCAGGUUGACUGGGCAGGUCGGCUGGAGGAAGAGAGUGACGAUGAAGAGGAGCUAGUAACUGUCGGUUGCUCAAACACUUUUGCUGGAACCUUGGAGACCUGUCAGACAACGAGGCCAAUGUGCAACGGGAGUGUCUCGCGGCUAAAAAUGACCAGCUCUGGUGUCGGUCAUCGGCGCAGCCACGGGACUCAUCUGAGGAGGCGGCUCACAGGGUCCCCAUGCUUUCUGACUGAAAUACCUGAGGAGGCAGAAGAGGAAGAGGAGGCAGAAGAGGAGAAGGAAGAAGAAGAUGAUGAUGAUGAAGAAGGGAAGCAAAAGGGCGGAACCAGGGAGGAUGGUCGACUGGUGAGAAAUGCAAUUGCAUUUUAA
This is a messenger RNA of Protopolystoma xenopodis, 1254 nucleotides long. Lineage: Eukaryota; Metazoa; Platyhelminthes; Monogenea; Polystomatidea; Polystomatidae. The record is from the annotation of a GenBank genome assembly.